GCUAUGGGAAAGGUAAUCGAUUCUAGUUUAGCGAUUGGGAAUCGGAAAUCACUCGAAGCUCCGGCUUCCUGAAUGAAACCUGAGAGUGGUGCUGUCAGGACCUCGCCAUGCACGUGAUGGAGCGAGUGGUGCUGGCGCUCCUGCGGCUGCUGUCGCAGACGCUGCUGCUGGUGAUGGCUGCGUGGCGCUGGCUGGGGCUGUCGGCGCCGCGCGUGCCGCUGCCGCCCCUCGACGCGUCGCCGUCGUCGCCGCUGCUGCUGCCCGCCACGGAGCUGGCGGGACGCAUCCGGCGACGCGAGGUGCGGAGCGUGGCCGUGCUGAACGCGUGCAUCGACCGCAUCCGCGCCAUCAACCCCGUCGUCAACGCCGUGGUGGCCGACAGGUUUGUGGAGGCGCUAGCGGAGGCGGCGCGCGUGGACGAAAGACUCGCAUCCACCACGGGGGACGAGAAGAAGCUGGAGGAGGAGACCCCCUUGCUGGGGGUCCCCUUCACCGCCAAGGAGGCCUUCGCCAUCCAAGGCCUGCCCAAUUCAUCGGGGCUACUCAGCAGGAACGGCGUGCGCAGCCAGCAGGACGCCGCGGCCGUGGCGGCGCUGCGCCGUGCCGGCGCCAUCCCGCUGGGCGUCACCAACUGCAGCGAGCUGUGCAUGUGGUACGAGUCGAGCAACCUGGUGUACGGGCUCACGCGCAACCCCUACGAUACGCGCCGCAUUGUGGGCGGCAGUUCCGGAGGCGAGGGCGCCGUGCUGGCGGCCGCGGGCUGCGCCAUCGGCAUCGGUUCGGACAUCGGGGGCAGCAUCCGCAUGCCGGCCUUCUUCAACGGGAUCUUCGGACACAAGCCCACGGCGGGAGUGGUGCCCAACGGUGGGCAGUUCCCCAACGCGUCAGGCGCGCAGGGCGAGCUCCUCGUCACGGGCCCCAUGUGCCGCUACGCCCAGGACCUGCUGCCCGUGCUGCGCAUCAUGGCCGGGCCCAAGGCCUCUCUCUUGAAGCUGGAGGAGGAGGUGGAUUUGCGGCGGCUACGGUUUUUCUCGAUGGAGCACGACGGAGGCUCCCCGUACGUGGGACGCGUCCAUGCCGAGCUCAUUGCCGCACAGAGACGGGUGGUGGCUCACCUGCAGGAGCGGCUCGGCGUGCAAGUGCAGAGCCUGGCCCUGGACAAGUUCAAGUUCUCCUUUCAGAUCUGGUCGGCCACGAUGUCUCUGCCUGGCAAAGAUGGGAAGCCGGCUCAGUCGUUUGCGGAGCUGAUGGGAGACCGCGGCCCCGCGGUAUCGCCCCGCUGGGAGCUCCUCAAGUGGCCCCUCGGCCUCUCAAGGCACACGCUGCCCGCCAUCGGCCUGGGCCUCAUGGAGAGCCUGGCUAACCUGAACCCCAAGGCGGCGGCAGGGUUCGUGCGCCUGGGCGGGGAGCUGCGUGCGGAGCUGAGCGCGCUGCUGGGCGACGACGGCGUGCUGCUCUACCCGUCUCACCCGUGCCCCGCGCCCUUCCACAGCGAGCCCAUGCUCACGCCCUUCAACUUCGCGUACACGGGCAUAUUCAACGUGCUGGGGCUGCCCGUGACGCAGUGUCCUCUGGGCCUGGGUAAAGAUCACGUCCCGCUGGGCAUCCAGGUGGUGGGCAAUCAUCGGCAGGACCGGCUGACGCUCGCCGUGGCACGUGAGCUGGAGAGGGGCUUUGGGGGUUGGGUCAAACCCGACCGCGACCCCGGGGCCAACUGAAGGCGGUGUGCGGAAGAGAGGGACACCGGCGGGGAGAGGAUGCCCCGUCCGCCUCAUCGCUGCGUGGGCUAGAUGCACCCCACGAGAUGGGUUACGCUAAACGGUGCAACUCUUACAGUAAUUCAGUGCAACUGUUGCCUCCAGCGGUGUGUUGAAGGUUCAUGUGCGCCAAUCAACUUGCGCUCAUUGGCAUGGCCGACCAAACGUCGGACCGCCAAGACCCCCGAUUUGGCUCGAUGCCAAGAGUGAGUCGCUUGGCACGACAUGGGCACCGUAAAGGGGACCAGUGAUGUCGUUCACCCAGGAGAGCCUCAACCGGGUGAGUCUCAGACUCCAUUCAGGAGGGUGCUGCCAAUUUAUCAAAGUCGGGGGGGGAAUGCUGCUGCUGUGUGUGAUUCUCAUUGGGUAAUUUGUUUCAACAUUGGGAUGUGUUUUGGCCAGAACAGCUACAUUGUAUAUGUGUGUGUUUAGCUAUGGUAGGACACUGCAGAACCUGUAGGAAACCCAUGCAUAACGGGGAGAACACACAAACACAGAAAGGUAGGAAUCAAUGCCAAGAUUGUGACAAGUCUAGCAAUAGGGCACUUGUACGUCAUGUGUCCGUUAAUGUGGCCCUAGCGAGUUGUGUUGUGAUGCUGCCACACACACAUGAAUGACAUUCCUAGGUGAGGUCGGUCCCAGUCCCGCACUACCACUGGAUUCGUGCGUUGUCCACCCCGUUGCGUCCGCAUCUUGCUCCCACUGUUCUUUGGGGAGCUGGCGUGCGGUUGGGACGCCGCUGUCUGAUGUCAUCGCUGUCUGAUGUCAUCGCUGUCUGAUGUCGUCGCUGUCUGAUGUCGUCGCUGCUCUGAACCUUCACGCCGAGCCAUCAGAUUUCCUAAUGGGGCUCGGUGGUUCAUGGGGGUGUGACGGACGAUGCGUCGGUUCCUCGAUUGCGGUCGAUUGCUAACGCUCCUGAUGCGUGCGUGGGGUUGCACGUGCGCAGAAUUCGAUCGUGCGCAUGUCUCACGUGUCAUGGGGUUUGUUCGACCCCUGCCGCCGCUACUGUUUUUUAUUUACUUUUUUAUUUUAUAUAACUUCAUGAAACCAGUUUUCUUUAAAAAAGUUUGAUUUCAUUAUAUCCUCUGCUGUUUAAUGGAUCGUGCACUCAUUGCAAACGCCAUGAGCAAAGCGAUCAACGUGGGAGACAAUUAGCGGCACAAUUUGGGAAACUCCCAAUCACCUCUGGCCAUUAUGACGAUAGAGCAUGGCCCCAUAGCAUGCAUUUCUCCUCUGCUCCCCCCUUGCGGCAUGGAUUGGAGGUUCCCCGCUGCCUCUGUUUGGGCUCCGCGAGAGCGCCGUGUGUGGGAACGUGGAAACCACGUUGGCAUUAGCUGGGUAAAUUUGACUGCACUGGAAACAGCAAGGCAAGAAGCCUUCCUUCACAGAGACGUAGAUAUAUCGAGAUAUAGAUAUCAAUGCUGAAGCAAUACGUGAGCCUGUAUAAUUAUGGAAAUGGAGAUUAACCCCAAAAUGCUGCUACCUAAAGGAGAUGCGUUUGAUAUGUAACGCAGGAGUUUGCGGUGAGGUAUCGUAAUUGGCGUGAUGCUGGCGAGCGCCCUUUGCGUGUGUCGUGAUGGCUUGUGACAUGUGAUGUGCUUUCUAACACGAUACCCGCAGUAGUAAAUGAUUCAACUUCAAAAAAAA
This is a messenger RNA of Petromyzon marinus (sea lamprey), 3404 nucleotides long. RefSeq names its product fatty acid amide hydrolase 2 (gene FAAH2). NCBI's taxonomy places the organism in Eukaryota, Metazoa, Chordata, Hyperoartia, Petromyzontiformes, Petromyzontidae. Gene Ontology annotation, cellular component: endomembrane system. The record is from RefSeq and is a predicted model, not a curated record.